AUGGGGACAUGGACACACACACUCCUCCAGGAGACGGACAGUGACGAGUCUCUUCUGAAGCGAGAUGAGCAGACUCUGAAGAUGAAGGAGGAGGCACAGGUUGUUGGUUGCACACAAGCUGGCUGUCCGUGUGAGUGUUUCCUGCCAGGACAAACUCAGAUCAGGUCAUGUGAUCGCUGUGCACAUGGCUGGGUCCUUCACGCGGUGGGUAAGGUGUGCGCUCCGGCUCUGCUGUGUUCGGGGCAGGUGGAGAUCGUCCAGAGUAGCGUGGUGUUUGACAUCAGCAGCCUGAUUCUGUACGGGACGCCGGCUCUUCCCGUCCAGAUGAAGAUCCUGCUGAUCCUCCUCACACACACACAGGUGCUCAACAUCAUACACACACUCGGCUGGGCACUGCGCGAUUACGUGAGAGGAUACAUGCUGCAGGACUCUGUGGGGAUGGUUCUGGAUCGCUGGGUCACCAUGAGCCCGGAGGACGAGGUCGUGACCUUGCGUCAGUUUCUACGUUUUGGGGAAACCAAAUCCAUCGUGGAGCUCAUGGCCGAGGAGCAGCAGAUCCGCCCAGAAACCCAUCGCAACCCCGCGUUCAAGCUGAGAGAUAAACCGCCCUCCAGAACGCACCACUUUGAGAAUCUGCCAGGAGGAAGUCUAGCGUUCCUGCAGCCGUUUCACUACGUCAGUGCAUCCGUGUUUCCACCCUCACCAGCUGUGGAGCGUCAUCCUGCGACACAAAAACUACAGCGGCUCAGCAAACGGAACAAUGGCGCAGAUGAAAUGAGAACCAGAAACAAAAGAGAUGGCGCACCUGAAAGGCCGUUGCAGAUACGAAGUUCCACGCAGUCACCGAAACGCCUGCGAAACGAAGAACGUCAAGUGGGAGUCGACGGGCCGAUUGCAGACUCUUCGGGAACCGGGGAACGGUGCAACGGUUCGUCCUCGAGCAAAGCUCGUGUGAGCUGCAGUGCGUGCGCUAAGACGUUUUACGAUAAAGGAACGCUGAAGAUCCACUUCAACGCCGUGCACUUGAAGAUCAAACACCGCUGUACUGUCGAAGGCUGCAACAUGAUGUUCAGCUCACUGCGCAGCCGCAACCGACACAGCACUAAUCCCAACCCGCGACUGCACGCCGCGGUCGAACACGCGACACGCAGAUUCCUCACUCAACCGCGUCGACCGGUCUUGACCUUGCGCGAAACUACCUCGCCGGUUUCCAUGGCAACCACCAACACUGCAUUGACUGACCAUCAGAUUCCAGUUAUCCGUGAAGGAGGAGGGGGAGGAGCUACAGGCAAUCGUACGGCCAAUCAGAAUGGCCUUAGUGAUGUGAUUGACGUGACGCCGAAAAAGAAGUCACGGAAGUCCAGUACACCUUUGAAGCUUAAACAAGAAACUCGCAGUGAGGAACACGAUCACUUAUCACCAGGACAACCGGUCAACAGUCUCCAUGGCAACCAGUCCCCAAUGACCAACACACACACGCAGUACAUCUACAAACAACUUUGGAAGACACCGUACGGUUACCAUAGCAACAGCCACUUGCAUAACCAAUGGAAAGGCAGGUGUCAACCUCUACUAAAGGUCAAAGAGGAGCCUUGUGACCCCACCUGUGACUGUAGAGGUCGUCACCAUAGCAACCUGUGA
This is a messenger RNA of Sinocyclocheilus anshuiensis, 1641 nucleotides long. Its product is annotated as zinc finger protein basonuclin-2-like. The transcript has 5 exons. Gene Ontology annotation, cellular component: nucleus. Lineage: Eukaryota; Metazoa; Chordata; Actinopteri; Cypriniformes; Cyprinidae. Gene Ontology annotation, biological process: regulation of DNA-templated transcription. Bases 1 to 1641 code for a protein of 546 amino acids. The record is from RefSeq and is a predicted model, not a curated record.